AUGUUUAGUGCCGUGAGGGAUCAGCAUAGCGGGACCGCCCUUCGGGAGGAUUACAGUAACGAGCGGUACGGCCCUCAGAUGCUGCUGUUGUCGAGUCCCUUAAAUGGUACCGGGUCCAGCAAUUCUCGUGCUUCGUUCAACGCUGACAGGGCGUUGCUGACGGGCGAACCAACCGUCAGUGUGCUGCUCAUGACAACGUCCCACAGCUCGUUCGCUGAGCUUUCGCCGACGGCAGCCCAUUCCGAUGCGCCUACCGGAAUUCCGAUGGGAGGCAAUGAAUCCUCCUUUCAGCAGCAUCUACCCACCGUCCAUUUCCUACCAGAGACAACAUUGUCCCCGGUGCUUGACUUCGACCAACAAACGUUAACGUACUACGCGGAGGUGCUGAGUGUGAUCAACUUCUACUACGUCCCGGCGCUGGUGCUGUUCGGUGGCAUCGGAAACAUCUUGUCCGUGUUGGUGUUCUUCAAGACCAAACUGCGGAAGUUGUCCUCGUCGUACUAUCUGUCAGCGCUCGGGCUUAGCGAUACAUUCUACCUGAUCGGCCAGUUCGUAGCCUGGCUAAACCUGGUCGAUUUGAAGAUCUACACCCAGGAAAUCUGUUGUCGGUUCUUCACGUUCUCCAGCACAAUGUGCUGCUUCCUGUCGGUGUGGUUUGUGGUCGCCUUUACUGUCGAACGGUUCAUCGUCGUGUUGUAUCCUCUGCGACGCCAAACGAUGUGUACCGUGCGCCGGGCCAAGAUCGUCAUCCUCGGACUAACAAUCACUGGAAUUUUCUACAAUUUACCGAUCUUUUUUUUCGCCUCGUCGCAAUUCUCUCCUUUGAUUAACGAUACAAUCUGCGACAUCGUGCUGGAGUACAAAGAUCAAGCGGCGAUUUUUCACUUUCUGGACUUUAUACUGGUGUUUGUGGUUCCAUUCACGAUAAUCGUCGUGUUGAAUACGAUCACGGCGCUGACCGUGUGGAAAUUCGCCAGCAUCCGGCGCACAAUGACCAUUCCUCGCGGUUAUGGUGCAAACGUGCGCGAAUCCCGUCGACAGCUGAACAUAUCGAACAGUCAGCUUUUCGGAAAUGGGGCCGUGUCCGUCCAACAGAUACAACUCUGCAGUCGCGGCCGAGUAGGGAACUCGCAAAUCAAGGUUACCAAAAUGCUGCUUAUCGUGUCGACCGUGUUUGUUUGUCUUAACCUCCCGAGCUACAUAAUACGAGUGAAGAUAUACCUCGAGACGGAGCACUCAAACAUAUCAAUAUACCUGGUUCAAAACUGCUGUCAACUGUUUUUCAUGACGAACUUCGGCAUCAACUUUAUACUGUACUGCGUGAGUGGGCAGAAUUUCCGGAAAGCGAUAUUUAGUAUGUUUAAAAAGCGCAGUCAGCGGCAUAUAAAUCUUGAGCACACUUCCGGUACGCAGGUUACAGAGUUCGUCCUGCGCUCCAACGGCUCCAAGAUGCGAAGAAAUACAACCAUAUCGGACACCGCAGACGCGUCAACUUGGCGGGAACUUGCCGACUAUGAGAUUACAAAUUUCAUUAAGUAGUAGGGUUCGU
Anopheles nili is the source of this 1549-nucleotide messenger RNA. Its product is annotated as growth hormone secretagogue receptor type 1-like. Gene Ontology annotation, cellular component: plasma membrane. Gene Ontology annotation, molecular function: G protein-coupled receptor activity. Gene Ontology annotation, biological process: G protein-coupled receptor signaling pathway. Lineage: Eukaryota; Metazoa; Arthropoda; Insecta; Diptera; Culicidae. The transcript has 7 exons. The coding region runs from base 1 to 1539 and encodes 512 amino acids. The record is from RefSeq and is a predicted model, not a curated record.